AUGGACUCAUUUGGAGCAGCUUUACAAUGCAGAAUUAGAAGCUUUCUAAAAUUAUCUGACCUGAAUGAAACUUCUAUUUCUCCUAAACCUGUUGAACGACAGUGUGUAUUAACAGUUUUAAGAGUAUUUUCAGAAAAAACUUAUGCUGCUCUUUUGCAACAUCCUGACAUGAUACAUAUUGCUGUUAUUGACAUAUUUAUUGCUAUAUUUAUUAAUAAAGUUAUUAUUUGGUGGAAAAUUUUAAAUGUCAAAGCCAUUGGUGCUGAUACAAGGCAUAAUGAUCCUUUGCAGGCUGUUAUCAACAAUCCUGAUGACAACCGUUUAAAUUUAAUACUACAAUUUGGUGAUAUGGCACUUAAAAUGGCAGGUCCCAAAGAUCACCUGGAAAAAGAAUAUAGUAUACUUCGUCAAGGUUCUGGUGGUACAUAUUUUCUUAGUGUUCAACAAGUUAUUGAAAAAUUACGUAUCAAACAUGCAUCUUUACUUUUGAAGUUAAAUGUAGAUAUUGACAAUUUUAAUGUGAAGUCUGGUCAUCAAUGUGCGUUAUGUGAUUACAAAUUGUCUGAAGACUGCUGCGAAAUUCUUGAUAACUUGCAAGAUCUAGAAUCUUUUAUUGCUGAUGAUGUUAAAAUGUCACUUAUUCACAUUGCUGGUUAUGUUACACUAAAUGAUAAAGAACGAACUGAUUAUGAACUUUUAGAUCAAACAACGUUCUAUUUUCAGAAAUAUGGUCAGUUUUCUAAAUUUUUGGAUCGUGGUGGAUUAAAAUUUCCAACUGAUAAUUCAUGCCAAUGGACAUUUUUUUGUUUUGUAGUUUUUCAAAUAGUUAAAGAUCAUGUAUGCCGAAAAUCUUUAAGUAGUAUUUUUAUGAUUAUAUCAGACUAUUAUUUAUUGGAUAUGGAAGAACAUCAUUGUGUAAUAUUGAGCAACAUUUUUUUUUUAAAUUUAUGUACCACUGUUACUCUGGCAAAUCUGGCAAAGAACCUGCACUAAAAUUAUUAAAAAUCUCUUAAAAGUCUACUUAGUUGUCUACUGUUUAUAAUAUAUUCAGUAUACUUUUUUAUAAAAGAUUUAUAAAAGUUUCAUA
Molecule: messenger RNA, 1087 nt
Organism: Hydra vulgaris (swiftwater hydra)
Lineage: Eukaryota; Metazoa; Cnidaria; Hydrozoa; Anthoathecata; Hydridae
Source: RefSeq, a predicted model, not a curated record